AUGGACGAAGACUAUCCCGAAAAUGCUAUAGCCGUUAUCGGCAUGGCCUGCAAGUUCCCGGGCGCCGAGUCCCUCGAAGAAUUCUGGGACCUCCUCCUUGCUGGCAAAUCCAUGUGCCAGGGGGCUCCUUCAGAGCGAUUCGCCACAAAGAACAAUCGUCGACAUCAGGAUAAAUCCAUCUAUAAUGGAAAUUUCAUUUCUUCAAUCGAGAGCUUUGACCAUAAGUUCUUCCGAAAGUCCGGUCGAGAAGCAUCCUCUAUGGACCCUCAACAGCGCCUCUUACUUGAGGUUGCAUAUCAAGCCCUCGAAUCCGCCGGAUAUUUCGGCGAGACCGACCCGAAUACCGACGUGGGUUGUUAUGUGGGUGUCUGUGCAUCGGAUUACAAUGAUAAUGUCGCAAAUCACCCCCCGAAUGCGUUUUCUACUCUAGGAACACUCAGAGCGUUCUUGACUGGAAAGAUAAGUCAUUUCUUCGGCUGGACCGGUCCGUCCGUGACCUUCGACACUGCGUGUUCUUCGUCUGCGGUAGCCAUUGAUGCUGCAUGCAAGGCAAUCCUGCAGGGAGGCUGCCACAUGGCGUUAGCAGGGGGUGUCUCCAUCUUCACCAGCCCAUAUUUCUUCCAAAAUCUAUCGGCCGCAUCGUUUCUGAGUCCAACAGGCGCAACCAAGUCUUUUGAUGCCGAUGCAGAUGGGUACUGUCGCGGAGAAGGAGUUGGAUUGGUGAUGUUGAAAAAGUUGUCACAUGCUGUUGCAAAUAAUGACAACAUUCUUGGAGUGAUCAUGUCUUCCGCCGUCAAACAAAGCAGUAAUUUAGUCCCGAUCACAGUGCCAUACAGUCCCUCCCAGACUGCCUUAUACCGGAAGGUCUUGGCACUGGCGAAUGUAUCUCCAGAACAAGUUACCUAUCUUGAAGCACACGGUACGGGAACUCGCAUUGGGGAUCCCCAGGAGUUUCAGGGAAUCAAAGAGGUUUUUGGAGGGCCCAAGCGACAGGAAAACCUUUAUUUUGCGUCUGUGAAGGGUAACAUCGGUCAUACUGAAGGUGCAUCUGGAGUAGCUGGUCUGAUCAAGACAGUGCUGAUGAUCCAGAAAAGAAAGAUUGUGAGACAGGCCAGUUUUCAGCAGCUGAACCCAAAAAUCAUCCUUGAAGGAGAAAAGUUAGCUGUACCGACAGACACAUUGACUUGGAAAGCGGAAACUUUGAUUGGCUGUGUGAACAACUAUGGUGCUGCAGGUAGUAUUGCAGCAAUGGUGAUUAAGGAACCGCCUGCACCAUCAACCGAACUUGGGCAUGCUAAACCAUUAUCGAGAUACCCUAUUUUCCUGUCAGCAAAUUCUCCAAAAGCGUUGAGUGAAUAUGCAGCCAAAUUGCGAGCAUUUAUGACUCGUCUCCCUCCUUCGUCCAGCAAUACCCUUGCGGAUCUUGCGUGCAAUCUGAGCGACAAACAAAAUCGAUCACUUCCAUGUUCCCUUGAAGUCACAGUACCUAGCAUGACAGAGUUGGAUGAUCAACUGCGUGUCGUGGCAUCUGGAUCUAGCGCCCCAUCAUCUUCUGAAGCGCCAUCGAAACCCAAACAUGUCAUUCUGGUGUUUGGGGGACAGACAAAUCGAUUGAUUGGGUUGAAUAAAAUGGUACUAGAAUCCUCCCCAAUCCUACGCUCAUAUCUCGACCAGUGCGAUGAGAAACUCCAAGCUUUCGGGAUGCAGAGCAUUUACCCCGGGAUCUUCGAGACAGAGCCCCGCGACGAUAUCGUCAUGCUGCAGACUAUGCAAUUUGCGUUGCAGUACGCCGUUGCCAAAACCUGGAUAGACAGUGGCUUGCACAUUGACUGUGUCUUAGGGCAUUCUUUUGGACAGUUAGUUGCCUUGACAAUCUCUGGGGUCCUCUCGCUGGAAGAUGGUUUAAAACUAGUCCAUGGGCGGGCUCUGCUAAUGGCACAAAAAUGGGGACCAGAAAGAGGAUCGAUGAUCGCGCUGGAUGCUGAUAUCGAGACAACUGCCCGACUGGUAGCAGCUGCCCACACACUAGAUCAAAACUAUCGACUGGAAAUUGCCUGCUAUAACGGGCCCAGGAGCCACGUUGUCGUCGGUUCAGAGGCUGCCGUCCAAGGCUUGGUCGGGCUUCUCAAUCAGUCCGCAGCAGUCAAAUACAAACAGCUGAAUGUUACCCAUGGCUUUCACUCCGAGUUCACAGAACCAAUCUUGAAAGACCUGGAUCAGUUAGCUAAGACUUUGACGUUUAACCAACCUAAAAUCCCUAUUGAGACCUGUUCUGAGGGCCAAUCCUGGGGUUUUGUAACCCCUGCGCUUGUCACAGAGCAUACCCGCAUACCUGUGUAUUUUGAAGAGGCUGUGGACCGACUUAUUCGGCGAUACGGUCCCUGUACAUGGGUUGAGGCCGGAUCCAACUCUUCGAUCGUGAGUAUGGCUCGACGGGCAAUCCGAGGCACUGCGUCCAAGCACUCGUUUUUUCCAAUCAAUCUCAGCAGAGAAGACGCAAUGGGCUCUCUGGCUGACACGACAGUCAAUCUGUGGAAGAAUGGCCACCACGUUCAAUUCUGGCCAUUCAACCGUUUGAAGAGAAGGCAUUAUACGCAGAUCAACCUACCACCAUACCAGUUUGAGAAGGUAAAGCAUUGGCUAGACUGGGUCGAGGUCGAGCCGGCAUCGACUUCUGGAGCGGGUAAGAAUAUUCAAGAACAAAGUGAGAAAGAGGAGCCAGGACCGGCGAAACUACUGUCCUUUUCUGGGUUUGGUGACCGUGAACGACGACAGGCAGUAUUUUGCAUUGAUCCACGGUGUGAAGAAUGGCAACGACUGGUUCAAGGUCAUGCAGUGCUGCAGAAUCCACUAUGUCCAGCGCCGCUUUAUGUCGAGCUUGUCUCACGAGCAAUUAUGCUUCACCUCCAUGAUCCGUCUGCGGUAACGCUUUCUUCGGCUGGGCUUUGUCUGCGAUCAUUGGAUGUUGUCGCCCCGUUGGGAAUAGGUCAUGACAUCUAUGUGAAGCUUCUGUUAACUCAACUUGGUUCCAACAAUGACCGUUGGAGGUUUGCAUUCUACACCAUGCCCAGACCAUUCCGCUCUGAGGAGGCUGAUCUCCCUCUUCAUGCAACUGGUGAAGUGACAAUUUCUAGCAGAGCUGAGGUUCGUAGUGAAUUUGAGAGAACAGUAAGACUGCUUCCAUAUCAGCAUCUCGAGAGCCUCAUUGCCCAGACCGAUGGCGAGGGCAUGACGGGAUCCUUGAUCUACCGGGUUUUCGAUCGGGUUGUUCAAUAUGACACCUACUACAAAGGGGUGUCUCGAAUCGCCUCGAAGGCAGGAGAGGUGGUGGCGCAAGUCAUCCUCCAGAACCCUGAACUCCCGUGGGCUAAGGAACAAGUGUCCAACCCCUUAGCUCUCGAUAACUUCCUCCAGGUGGCUGGGCUGCACGUUAACAGCCUUAAUGUUUGCGGUGAGAGUAACGUGUUCGUGUGCACCAAAGUCGACCGUAUCCAGUUUGGCCCAGAAAUGCAGCUGUCUAACGGCAAUGGCAGCUGGAGUGUCUAUUCUAAUAUGCAUAUGCUCAACGAUAAGGAGGUCGAAAACGACAUAUACGUGUUUGAUGCCAUAAGACGGCAACUUGUAAUGGUUAUCCUGGGAGCGAGGUUCAAUCGUGUCCUCAUCACUUCUCUAGGAAAAGUGUUAGCGAGAGCGAAUGCUACAGGCGCAGGGGUAGACCUAAUUGCUAAAGGUUUCCCUGCUGCUAGCCACAUUCCUGCCACAGAUCCAAGAAUCUCAAAAGAGAGUGAUUUUGGCAUGCCGGUUCCUCCCAUCCAGUUGGACCAGUCAUCGACGAUUCCCCGACCCAUAGAGGAGCCAGUCAAACCUGAUCUCGAGAAAGAGCUUCGCCAGCUUCUCAACAAAAUCACCGACGUGCCCGAAAGUGAAUUCAAAGAUGAAGCGACACUUGAGGAUCUCGGAAUUGAUUCGCUAAUGGCAACUGAAAUCGUUACCGAAGUGGGCGCAGUUUUUAAAGUUGAUAUUCCUCAGUCCGAUGUCCAAGACUUGAUCACCUUCCGGGCUCUUCGUGACUAUGUUCUCCAGCGAGUUGCACCAGGUCAUAAGGUGUUGACCCAGACCAUGACCGCGACUCUAACGGAGGCGGUUUUGCCAAGAGAGAAAAAAGACAAUGCACCGAAGGCUUCUUUUGCGGGCCCCAACGAGCAAGUCUCAAGACGCAUUGCCCAACUAGUGGCAAGCCAUCUGGAGUGCAGUGCUGAUUUCCUCCGCUCUACAAAUCUAGCGGAUCAGGGCCUUGACUCCUUGUUAUGCAUGGAGCUCGCUACAGACAUUGAGCGCCUUUAUGGCAUCAAGAUCGAUGUGACACAACUUACCACUGAGUCUACCUUCGGGGACCUCUGCGACAUGAUUAUAGGGAGCGGGUCCUCUUCAGGGUCGUCCACUGCAGAUGACUUCGCUGCGUCAACCCCAGCGGCGGAGCUGACCACUGAUACGGAAGAUGAGAACAUACCAGUGCCGGGGCCGCAAGCAGCCGCUAAACUGUUGGAGGUGCAACAUGCUUUCGAGAAUAUCCGUUACGACUUUGAAAUGUACGCAAAGGAAACCGGAUUUCUCGGGUUCUGGAAGAAUGUAUUCCCAGCACAAUCUCGCUUAGUGCUAGCAUACGUAGUGGAGGCAUUCAGAGACUUGGGAUGCCCUCUAGAUGUCCUCCAGCCGGGGCAAAUUGUGCCGGACCUGCUAGUGUUGCCCAGGCAUCAGAGACUAAGAUGUGUGUUCUAUGAAGUCCUCCGCGACGGACAGCUUGUCGAUUUCACAGGAACAGACUAUAUUCGGUCUGAGAAGCCCAUAGAUCACACCCCAUCGCACGAAAUUUAUUCUCAAAUCGUUCGGGACCAUCCGCAGCACGCGAAGGAGCACGAGUUAUUGAAUAUAUGUGGUUCUAUUAUGGCAUCACUGGUGAACGGCCAAAAGGAUCCUCUACAACUUCUAUUUGGGACCAAAAGAAACAAGGACCUUCUCGAGGAUGUAUACCGUAAUGGGCCGAUGUAUCUGGCGGUGACCCGUUUGCUAGGUAGCUUCUUAGAGAAGUCGCUUAGAAAUCGGGGGGAAGGCAAAAUUCACGUUCUGGAGGUUGGAGCCGGAACAGGAGCUACAACGCGAUGGGUUGUCGACGUCCUCUCCCGAGCUGGAGUUGACUUCACUUAUACUUUCAGCGAUAUCUCCCCGUCAUUAGUGGCAGCCGCGAAACGGAAAUUCUCAACCUAUGGAAAUAUGAAUUUCAUGGUGCUGGAUAUUGAGAAGGCACCUCCAGAGGAGUUAACGGGACGUUUUCAUAUCAUUCUAUCCACCAACUGUAUUCAUGCCACGAGCAGCCUGCCUCGAUCACUCACACGUAUCUGCGAGAUGCUGCGGCCCGGCGGGUUUGUGUCGCUUGUGGAGUUCACGAAGAACAUGUUUUGGUUUGAUAUGGUGUUUGGACUCUUGGAGGGAUGGUGGUUGUUUGAAGAUGGACGUGAGCAUGUUUUAGCAGACGAGGCAUUCUGGGAGCGGAGCAUGAAACAUGCCGGAUUUAAGCACGUUGCAAUGACAGACGGGCCGAGUCUAGAGGCGAACACGGUUCGAAUCAUAACUGGAUUCACCGAACAUGCGGUUUCUUCGAACACGCAAUCUUGGGUUGAGAAGAAAAAUGAAGCCACCGAUUCAGAAACACUGGUUUUUAGCGUCACCGAUGACAAGACGCUGCUUCGGGCGGAUAUACAUUAUCCUGUUUCGGAGUCAAAGUGCUCUCAACCAUGGCCUGUGGCUCUCCUAAUCCAUGGGGGUGGUCACACUAUGCUCUCCCGAAAGGAUGUUCACCCGAAGCAAGUUCAAUAUCUCCUAAAGCAUCGCAUUCUCCCCGUCAGCGUCGAUUAUCGGCUAUGUCCCGAAACGACACUCGUCGAUGGGCCGAUGCGCGAUGUGCAAGAUGCGUUCAUCUGGGUGAAAACGAAGCUCCCCUCGCUUAAACUUAGAUCAUCGUCAUAUCUUAGCAUUGAUUCUGAUCGAGUUGCAGUUGUUGGCUGGUCCACUGGUGGAACGCUGGCACUGUCGCUCUCGUGGACGAUAGAAAGCUCACAAGAAAUUCGGCCGCCGGAUGCCAUUUUAUCGUUUUAUUGUCCAACGGACUAUGAGGAUCCAUUCUGGAAGGGGCCCAAUUUCCCUUGUAAUUCGCGAUCUUAUGCCGAUGAAGAGAUUGAUCUCUUAGCCGGAGUCUCCCAACGACCAAUUACGGCCUAUAAUGUUCCUCCAUCCAAGAGAGCAACAGCUGGCUGGAUGUGUCCAUCCGACGCCCGCUCCAAAAUAAUCCUGCACAUGAACUGGCGCGGCCAAACGUUGCCAGUCCUCUGCAAUGGCCUCCCCGCAAAGGCCGGCGUCCCAGCCGACGAACUUAAGAAGUAUGAAUGUCUGCCCCAGCCGAGCCCGGAGCAAAUCAUCGAGAUCAGCCCAUACGCACAGAUAGUGAGAGGGAAGAGCAGAUCACCAACGUAUCUGGUGCAUGGAACAGACGACGAUUUAAUCCCAUGGCAACAAGCGCAGCGGACGUACGAGGCAUUGAAGAAAGCAGGGGUCCCCGCGGGGAUCAGUUUAUUGGAGGGCCAGCCGCACUUGUUUGAUCUGUUUAGCGAUGCAGAUGGGAAAAAGUGGCAGGCGGUGGUAGAGGCAUAUGCGUUUGUGUUCAAGCAUGUUGGAGUCGAGAUGGGGCGUGUGGACUAA
Messenger RNA from Coccidioides immitis RS, 6753 nucleotides. Its product is annotated as polyketide synthase. Bases 1 to 6753 code for a protein of 2250 amino acids. The transcript has 4 exons. Lineage: Eukaryota; Fungi; Ascomycota; Eurotiomycetes; Onygenales; Onygenaceae. Gene Ontology annotation, biological process: secondary metabolite biosynthetic process; fatty acid biosynthetic process; proteolysis. The record is from RefSeq and is a predicted model, not a curated record. Gene Ontology annotation, molecular function: fatty acid synthase activity; phosphopantetheine binding; serine-type peptidase activity.